This is a messenger RNA of Gracilinanus agilis (Agile Gracile Mouse Opossum), 837 nucleotides long. RefSeq names its product leukocyte immunoglobulin-like receptor subfamily A member 5. Bases 1 to 837 code for a protein of 278 amino acids. The record is from RefSeq and is a predicted model, not a curated record. The transcript has 6 exons. NCBI's taxonomy places the organism in Eukaryota, Metazoa, Chordata, Mammalia, Didelphimorphia, Didelphidae.
AUGACCCCUGACCUCUCAGUCCUGCUAUGCCUUGGGCUGUAUCUGUGCAAGGGGACAAGGACUGAGGCAGCAGAUGGAUUCCACAAACCCUCUCUCAGGGCAGAGAAUGGCUCUUUGGUGCCCCGAGGGGGAGCUGUGACCCUCAGGUGCAGGGGGUCAUGGGAGGCUGAAGACUGGUGGCUGGAGAAAAAGGGAGCAUCUGGAUGGGAAAAUGUCAAAUCUGUGAGACAAGCUGGAAAUGAGGGCGAGUUUUCCCUCCCAUCUGUGACAUCAUCUGAUGCAGGGACCUACCAGUGCCGCUACAGACAUUCAUCCUAUGGGUGGUCAGAGUACAGUGACCCCCUGGAGCUGGUGGUGACAGGCUUCUCUGCCCCGCCCUCCCUGGAAGCCCUGCCCAGCUCUGAGGUGGCCCCAGGACAGAACGUGACCCUGCAGUGUCGGUCAGAGCUGUUGCAUGACUGGUGUGUCCUGUACAAGGAUGGAGAAGAGAUCAGCCUGAGCAAGACCUGGUUCCAUGAAAGGAGGUAUAAGGUCGACUUCUUCUUCCCUGUUAUUAAUCCAACACACGAUGGCACUUACCAAUGCUACGGCUUUUAUAGAUCUUCCUCCCAUCUGUGGUCCUCCCCCAGCGCCCCCCUGGAGCUCAGGGUCUCAGAGACCUUCUCUCCAAGCCCUGAAUCUGAGAACAGGCUCUCAGAUGCUGCUGCCCAGGAUUACACUGUGGGCAAUCUGAUCUGCCUCAUCUUGGCUGGGCUGGUCCUCAUCCUCCUGGGGAUCCUGCUGGCUGAGCACUGGAAGAGCUCCAGGCGGCAACCAGUCCAGGGAGUCCUUGGCUGA